AUGUCAUCCAUCGUUCCUUGGGGCAAGGCUUAUUAUUACCCCGCGUGUCACAUUCUCAUUUCGCCAAGAAGAAUGUGUCUUGUGGAUAAAGUGCAAUGCAAAUGGUAUCGCAAGAUGAUGGCAGUAGUAAAGCCAGAAAACUCAAUAAGAAAUAUCGUUGUGACUUUUGCAUACUCAAAGUUCUUCAUAAGAUUGAUGGCAAAGUGCCCAAAAGCCAACAUCUUAGGAAUGCCGUUAGAUGAAGAGCCAUUAACCAACGUGCCGCUAAAUUCCAGUAUGAAGACUGCCGCGAAAUAUGUCGGCACUGAUGCGCAUAAACUAACUACCUUGGCACUUGUGGGAGGCUUUAAGAUAUUAAGAAGUCUGAGCAGCCCAAACAUCGUAGCUGGCGUCUAUAGCUUCGUUCUAUUCCCAAAAGGCACCAAGACUCAGGUACAAUACAGUAUCCAGCGGCACCUCGUAACCACAGUGAGCUACUCAGGAAUAUCCUUUCUACUAUCGGCAGAAGAUGCCAUCGUGGUUUAUAGAGAAACAGAGCAUUGCGAGGAGACAAAAGCAGGGACACAAUGCUGA
Fusarium graminearum PH-1 is the source of this 573-nucleotide messenger RNA. RefSeq lists its product as uncharacterized. Bases 1 to 573 code for a protein of 190 amino acids. The record is from RefSeq and is a predicted model, not a curated record. NCBI's taxonomy places the organism in Eukaryota, Fungi, Ascomycota, Sordariomycetes, Hypocreales, Nectriaceae. The transcript has 4 exons.